CCAUCCCUCCUACCUCACUCCUUGUCCUCCCUCCUCAAGCACGCCGAGAUGUCUCCUACAGGACUCCUCAGCCUUCUCCUGCUGGUGGCGAUGACAACACAGAAAGCGGCGGCGGCAGAUGACCCCACCACCACAACCACCACCACCACCACGGAGGGCCCCGCCGCCGCCCCUAGCCUGGCCAUCAAGAAAGCCGACCUGGUUGCGGAGAUCAUGGCGGCCACCAACAACCUGCAGGACAUCCUCCCCGACAACUCCCUCACCAUCAGCGUGGAGUCCGUCGGGUUCUUCCUCCUGCUGGCGGGCGUCGUGGCCUUCCUCAUCCACUUCAUCAUCGGGUUCGGCAAGGCAGCCCCCCCGCCCCCCGCCGCUGAGCUCUACUCGUACCCAACGGGCCCUGCGACCUACUCCACCGGCGCCGCCCCUGGGAGUGGGUACGGCCCGGGGUACUCGCAGGAGGAGGCCUACAACGUGCACAGGAACUUGGAGCAGGCGGCCGCUAAGUACCAGUAAGGGCGCCAGGCAACGAGGGAGACGAGGAUGAAGUCUUAUCGUCUGGUCUUCGUGUAGUGUUCGUUCUUUUGUCUGUCUAUGUUUGCUGCUUUUGUUCUCCUUUUUAUCAUAGUCUUAUCCUCUUUUGACCUCAUUCUUUUGCUUUAUUUCAGUUUUCCUUUUUUCUUCUUCUUCUUCUUCCUCCUCCAUCACUGACCUUCUUUUAUCUGUCUAUGUUUACCGCUUUUGUUUUCCUUUUUAUCAUUGUCUUAUCCUCUUUUGACCUCAUUCUUUUGCUUUUUUUCCAGUGUUCCUUUCUUCUUCUUCCUCCAUCACUGACCUCUUCUUUUUUCUUUAUUCAGUUAUUCAUUAAUUAUUAUCCUGUUUUCAUCUAUUUAUCCCAUUUUUUCUUUCUUCUCUUUUUUCAUUUGCUCUUCUAUACCAUUCUUUCCUCUCUCUUGCUUCCUUCGUCUUUGUCCAUCUUCCUCUAUCACUCCCUUUUUUUUGCUUAUCAAUUUCUCCCUUUCUCCUCUUUCUUGUUUUAUUUUUCCUCUUAAGACUCUAUCCUCCCCUUUCUAUCACUGCAUCUUAUCUUUUUUCUCCUAUAUUCUAUCCGCUCCAUAUUUCUUACCUCAACAGAUAUAUAUUUCCUGAUUCUUUCCACUUGCUUCCUUCACUUUCCCCACUCACAGUAUUUAAAUCUCCCUCUCUUCCUCCCUUCUCUUUUCGUGGCGUCAUGAGCCUUCUCUAUCCAUUUAUGUUCGCUGUAUUUUCCUUUUGUUUCUCUCAUUCUUUGCAAGUCCGCCUGAAGUCCAUCUUUCCACUGUACUCUAUGUCUCCCUCUCGAUCUUCUUCCCUCAACAAGUGCUCCCUCUCCUCUUUAUCCUCAUCCUCUCUCCCUACAAAAACCCCACAUGCACGGUGAAGUCUUAUCAUCCUCCUCUUCCUCCUCCUCCUAUACACCUUAAGUUUACGUAUGAUAAGUGUAA
Eriocheir sinensis (Chinese mitten crab) is the source of this 1481-nucleotide messenger RNA. RefSeq lists its product as uncharacterized. The coding region runs from base 49 to 513 and encodes 154 amino acids. Lineage: Eukaryota; Metazoa; Arthropoda; Malacostraca; Decapoda; Varunidae. The record is from RefSeq and is a predicted model, not a curated record. The transcript has 3 exons.